Molecule: messenger RNA, 345 nt
Organism: Arabidopsis thaliana (thale cress)
Lineage: Eukaryota; Viridiplantae; Streptophyta; Magnoliopsida; Brassicales; Brassicaceae
Product: histidine containing phosphotransfer protein
Exons: 5
Coding region: 1-345 (114 amino acids)
Biological process (GO): phosphorelay signal transduction system
Cellular component (GO): nucleus; cytosol; cytoplasm
Molecular function (GO): protein histidine kinase binding; histidine phosphotransfer kinase activity
Source: RefSeq, marked reviewed
AUGGUGAUCAAAUCCCUCCAUGUACAAGUUGAAGAGAUGAGACAAUCUUUCUUUGACGAGGGAGCGAGAGCCAAUAGAGGUACCCAUGAUUACCCGAUGCAUUCUUCGGCUAGAAAGCAGCAGCGCCAGGCUAGUUAUAAUAUUUUUGUAAUCAUCGGUGCUAUCAAAGUUGUUAAGGAACUUAAGAAGGCAAACACAUUUCUCAAAGCUGGCAACAUAGAAGGAGUAAAAGGAGCACUGCCUGAUAUUAAGAAAGAGCACAGUGAACUCCGGGCAAAGUUUGAGACUUAUUUCCAGUUGAUGAGACAAGCUGGUCCAACAGAUGUAGCUGUGAAUUCAAGCUGA